This is a messenger RNA of Pieris napi, 1833 nucleotides long. It is a transcript of the gene Dbp80, whose product is annotated as DEAD-box helicase Dbp80-like. The record is from RefSeq and is a predicted model, not a curated record. The transcript is spliced from 2 exons. The coding region runs from base 344 to 1735 and encodes 463 amino acids. Gene Ontology annotation, cellular component: nucleus; cytoplasmic stress granule. Gene Ontology annotation, molecular function: ATP binding; RNA binding; RNA helicase activity. Gene Ontology annotation, biological process: poly(A)+ mRNA export from nucleus. Lineage: Eukaryota; Metazoa; Arthropoda; Insecta; Lepidoptera; Pieridae.
GAAGGGGGCAUUGCCCCGAACGGGCCUAAACACACCCCUCUAGAGGGAGUGUGUAGUAAUAUCCACGACAGUUUUUUUUUCUAUGUCUAUAGGAAACAUCAACUUGAAUCAUGAAUCUGCAAGUGCAAAGUGACAUACCGUUAGCGCAAAACUGUGACAACCAACUGAGAGAUUGACAAAUGACAACAUGUAAUUGCGAAUAACGCAAGUCGCAAACUGAAAACGAUAAUUUCAUAUAGCGAAAGUGAAAUUAUAAUUUAGGCUUGCUUUUUGGAGGUCUUAAUUAAAUAUAUAUAUUAAGUACCUAAUAAUAAUUUAUUUAUUAUUUUGAAGAGCACUGAAAAUGGCGAACCAAUGGGGUCAAAAAGCAGAAGAGCUAGAAAUAUCCAAUAAAGUUGCUGGUUUGGGACUCAAUAAAAAAAUUGAAAAACCUGAAGAUGACAGUCCAGAUACAGCAAAUCCAGCAGAAGCUUCUCUACUCAUGAAAAUCAUAAGACAAGGACUUGUUGAAUCUAAACAGGAUAUUGAAAUUCAAAGAAAGGAUCCAAAUUCUCCUCUUUAUUCAGUAAAGACAUUUGAAGCAUUACACUUAAAACCAAACUUAUUAAAAGGUGUAUAUGCAAUGGGCUUCAACGCUCCAUCUAAAAUACAAGAAACUGCUUUGCCUACAUUACUAGCAGACCCUCCUCAAAAUAUGAUAGCACAGUCUCAAUCAGGAACAGGUAAAACUGCUGCUUUUGUAUUGGCCAUGUUAAGUAGAGUUGAUCCAACCAAAAACUAUCCCCAAGUACUUUGUCUAAGUCCAACCUACGAACUGGCAAUACAAACUGGUGAAGUUGCUGCAAAGAUGGCCAAAUUCUGCCCUGAAAUUAAACUUAAAUAUGCUGUUCGAGGUGAGGAACUACCUAAAGGUACAAAAAUAGUGGAUCAUAUAUUAAUUGGAACUCCAGGAAAAAUGUUGGAUUGGGCUCUUAAAUUUGCAAUGUUUGACUUAACUAAGAUAAAAGUCUUUGUAUUGGAUGAAGCAGAUGUUAUGAUUGAUCGUCAAGGUCACAGAGACCAAUGUGUUCGCAUCCAUAAAUGUAUUCCUUCGACAUGUCAAAUGAUGUUCUUCUCUGCUACUUAUAAUAGCGCAGUAAUGGAAUUUGCUGAAAUUAUAGUUACCAACCCCAUUAUAAUAAGACUAUUAAGAGAAGAAGAAUCAUUAGACAAUAUUAAACAAUAUUUUGUUAAAUGCAAGAGCCCUGAGGAUAAAUAUAGGGCUAUAUGCAAUAUUUAUGGUGUUAUAACUAUUGGCCAAGCUAUUAUAUUUUGUCAUACAAGAAAAACAGCAAGCUGGCUCUCAGAAAAAAUGUCAAGAGAUGGACAUUCUGUAGCUGUGCUAUCUGGUGAGCUUACUGUUGAACAAAGAAUUGCAGUAUUGGACAGAUUCAGAGGGGGACUUGAAAAAGUGUUAAUUACUACAAAUGUAUUGUCUCGUGGAAUUGAUAUAGAGCAGGUUACUCUUGUUGUCAACUUUGAUAUGCCCAUGGAUCUGAACAGAAAGGCUGAUUGUGAAACUUACUUACACAGAAUUGGGCGCACUGGGAGAUUUGGAAAAGCUGGAAUAGCUAUUAACUUGAUUGAAUCUUCGCAGGACAUGGAAAUUUGUUUAGAUAUUGAAGCACAUUUUGGUAAAAAGAUUAAAUUAUUAGAUAUUGAAGAUGCAGAAGAAAUUGAAAAAAUUGGUGCAUAACUUAUUGUGAUUAACUCUGGCACUAUAAAUUAAUUGUUCUGUAUUUUUUUUACUAUUUGCAUAAUAUUGCUAAGCAUUAAAGGUUUCUAUAAACAAGU